This is a messenger RNA of Condylura cristata (star-nosed mole), 3005 nucleotides long. It is a transcript of the gene CARM1, whose product is annotated as coactivator-associated arginine methyltransferase 1. The coding region runs from base 1 to 1929 and encodes 642 amino acids. The record is from RefSeq and is a predicted model, not a curated record. Lineage: Eukaryota; Metazoa; Chordata; Mammalia; Eulipotyphla; Talpidae. Gene Ontology annotation, biological process: RNA processing; peptidyl-arginine methylation. Gene Ontology annotation, molecular function: protein-arginine N-methyltransferase activity; RNA binding; adenosine deaminase activity. The transcript has 18 exons.
AUGUCGGGCGUCAGACUUGCCCCCGCCGUUUCCCAGACCCGGAAGACGUCUCACAAAGCGUGCUGGUGGAACGUGGUGGGCGUGCAGGGCUCCCUGCUGAGCAUCUUCGUGGAGCCCAUCUACUUCUCCAGCAUCAUCCUGGGCAGCCUGUACCACGGCGACCACCUGUCGCGCGCCAUGUACCAGCGCAUCGCCAGCAUCGAGGGCCUGCCGCCCCUCUACACCCUCAACAAGCCCCUGCUCAGCGGCAAGUAUCUGGGCCGCGGCGCCGCCCGCUGGGGCCUCCCGGCAGCCGGCGCGGCCGAGAAUUCAGUGGCGCACGAUGAAGAUGUUUGUGUGUUUAAGUGCUCAGUGUCCCGGGAGACGGAGUGCAGCCGUGUGGGGAAGCAGUCCUUUAUCAUCACCCUGGGCUGCAACAGUGUCCUCAUCCAGUUCGCCACACCGAACGAUUUCUUUUCCUUCUACAACAUCCUGAAAACCUGCCGGGGGCACACCCUGGAGCGGUCGGUGUUCAGCGAGCGCACAGAGGAAUCCUCUGCCGUGCAGUAUUUCCAGUUUUAUGGCUACCUGUCCCAGCAGCAGAACAUGAUGCAGGACUACGUGCGGACGGGCACCUAUCAGCGUGCGAUCCUACAGAACCACACAGACUUCAAGGAUAAGAUCGUACUUGAUGUUGGCUGUGGCUCCGGGAUACUGUCAUUUUUUGCUGCCCAAGCCGGAGCAAGGAAGAUCUAUGCCGUGGAGGCCAGCACCAUGGCCCAGCAUGCUGAGGUCUUAGUGAAGAGUAACAACCUCACUGACCGAAUCGUGGUCAUCCCCGGGAAGGUGGAAGAGGUCUCUCUCCCUGAGCAGGUGGACAUCAUCAUCUCGGAGCCCAUGGGCUACAUGCUGUUCAAUGAGCGCAUGCUUGAGAGCUACCUCCACGCCAAGAAGUACCUGAAGCCCAGUGGAAACAUGUUCCCCACCAUUGGUGACGUCCACCUCGCGCCCUUCACGGAUGAACAGCUCUACAUGGAGCAGUUCACCAAGGCCAACUUCUGGUACCAGCCAUCCUUCCACGGAGUAGACCUGUCAGCCCUCCGAGGUGCAGCGGUGGAUGAAUAUUUCCGGCAGCCUGUGGUGGACACAUUUGACAUCCGGAUCCUGAUGGCCAAGUCUGUCAAGUACACGGUGAACUUCUUAGAAGCCAAAGAAGGAGAUUUGCACAGGAUAGAAAUCCCAUUCAAAUUCCACAUGCUGCAUUCAGGGCUAGUUCAUGGUCUGGCUUUCUGGUUUGACGUCGCUUUCAUUGGCUCCAUAAUGACCGUGUGGCUGUCCACAGCCCCAACGGAGCCCUUGACUCAUUGGUACCAGGUCCGGUGUCUGUUCCAGUCACCACUAUUUGCCAAGGCUGGGGACACUCUCUCAGGGACAUGUCUGCUUAUUGCCAACAAAAGACAGAGCUACGACAUCAGUAUUGUGGCCCAAGUAGACCAGACGGGCUCCAAGUCCAGUAAUCUCCUGGAUCUAAAAAACCCCUUCUUCAGAUACACAGGCACGACACCCUCGCCCCCUCCUGGAUCCCAUUAUACGUCCCCCUCGGAGAACAUGUGGAACACGGGCAGCACCUACAACCUCAGCAGUGGGAUGGCUGUGGCAGGGAUGCCAACAGCCUAUGACCUGAGCAGUGUUAUUGCCGGCGGCUCCAGUGUGGGCCACAACAACCUGAUUCCUUUAGCCAACACGGGGAUUGUCAAUCACACCCACUCCCGGAUGGGCUCCAUAAUGAGCACAGGGAUUGUCCAAGGGUCCUCAGGUGCCCAGGGCAGCAGUGGCGGUGGUUCAAGUGCCCACUACGCAGUCAACAGCCAGUUCACCAUGGGUGGCCCUGCCAUCUCCAUGGCCUCACCCAUGUCCAUCCCAACCAACACCAUGCACUACGGGAGCUAGGCCCUCGCAGCAGGACGGACUGACAGCACCAGGAAACCAAAUGAAGACCCGCCCACCCCCUUCUCUGCGGCGGCUUUCACCCUUAUACUGGAGAAGCCCAAACACCAGUCACAGCCCUCUUUGCUAUGGGAACUUGGACACUUUUUUACACGAACGUUGCCGCCGCCGUCCCCAACCCCCACAUCUUGGCCCUGAGCGUGUGUUGCUGCCAUGUUUUACACAAGAUCAUACCAUGGGAGCCCCAUUCCCCUUCCUGCCCUCCACCCUGACCUGGGUUUGACAUCUACCAUAAUGGGCGUGUGUGGGCCUGGUAGCUGCCACCCAGUUAGAGAGGGCAAAGGGGAACAGCUGCACCCACCCAGUCCUUCAGCGCCAGCCCCCCUGCCUGUCCCCAGUGGGCAAGCAGCCCUGGCCAGGCGGGGCCUCCAUUCAACUACCAGGCCUUGGUCACCAUGGGCGUGACAUGCUGCUUUUUUUAAUUUUAUUUUUUUACGAAGAAAAAAACCAGUGUCAAUCCAUAGACCCUCUGAGAACCAGGCCGGCCGGGCCGAGCCAGCAGCCCCUUCCCCUCCACCCCCCCCAUUCAGAGGCUCAGUGAGGAGGGGCAGCCCUGCAGAGGUUAUGGGACUAGGGGUGGGCCAGGCCUCUGGAGCCUCAGUGCCCCCUCCCACUAAAGGGUUCACCUCACACUUGAAUGUACAACCACCCAGCUGUCGGGAAGGCCCCUGUCCUUGGCCCUUGCCUCUUGCUGCUGUCCUGUCCCUGAGCCCUAUAGGUCUCCCUCCCACACCUGGAGCUAGAACCGGCCCUGCCGGCCCGGGCCUGAGGGGAAGAAGGGUCAUCAUCAGCUGCCUGAGGCCCGACAUAGAAACCUCAAGGAUCUGUCCUGGAAGGCAUCCUUUUUCCUUGUAGUUACAUUAGGCCUGUGUAUUUCCCUCACUAUUUGUAGACGCUCCAGUCCCAGUCCCUACAACUAUGAUGGCAUUUGGGUCCCUCCCCAGCCUGGGAACAGGCCUUGCAGGGACCUCUCCCUCCAAAAAAAGAAAAGGAAAAAAAAAAAAAAAGCCAAAACCACC